AUAUGGUAUUGGGACAUCCUAUCAUACGUUGCGUACAACAGUUCUGUGAACGCGAGCUAAAUAUUUCAAGAUUUACGUAAAAUCUGAAAGUUGUAUAAUAAUUUCAAGUAUUCCAUGUUAAACGACUUCUCCCGUGCACAAUUUCCACAUGGAUUAGCUGGUCUAUUUCAGGAUGUUUCGUCUGCAUCUUUUGCUGCUUGCCUCUCUAAUUGCCACAGACAUUCUGCAUCGUGUGGUGUGCGACCAGGGUGACGAAAUCAUUGACUUGACGUAUUCGUUUGAUGAAAACACGCUCUAUUUUCCAAGUGACAUGCACGCGCCAUUCGUGCAGGAGAUUUUUCACCGUGGACCUUAUGGACCACUCUGGUUGGAGAGUAACAUGUUUACGACCGGCGAGCACACAGGGACGCACAUGGAUGCUCCAGCGCAUCUAUCAGAGGGCAGACUAAGAAUGGAUGAAGUUCCUGUUGGUCAUUUAAUUGGGCCAGGUGUAAAGAUCGAUAUGUCUUCCAAGGCGUCGACAAAUCCUGACGCAUUACUUGACGUUAAAGAUUUAAUUGCCUGGGAGGAAGAAAAUGGGCCUAUACCAAAUGGUGCCAUUUUGAUGGUGUUCACCGAUUGGGGUAAAUUUUAUCCAAAUCGUACUGCGUACUUUGGGUCAGAUCGCAACGACACCUUUACGGAUUCAAAUGGAAACUCGCUCCUUCACUUUCCAGGAGUCAGCCCAGAUGCAGCUGAUUGGCUAAUUGAAAACCGUAACAUUGUAGGCUUAGGUAUCGACACCGCCUCAUUCGAUUACGGACAAUCUAUAACUUUUCCUUCGCACGAAAAACUUUUCAAAGCGAACAUCUUUGGUCUUGAAAAUGUCGCAAACUUGGAUAAGAUGCCGACCACAGGAAGCACUGUUUAUGCUUUGCCCAUGAAAAUAAAAGAAGGAAGCGGUGCCCCUGUUAGAAUUCUUGCUGUGGUUGGAGAUGCCUCGAAUAGUGCGCACACUAUAGCCUGUAAACACUUUAUAGUGUUUGGCACCAUUUUUCUGUUUAUUGCAUUUAUCAUAAACUGUUAGAACAACAAGUAAAACCUAUGUUAAUUUAGUAUUUACGCAUAUUAACGCAUGUUGUUUUUGUAGUUUAGACCAAAUAUACAUCUACUGGUACUGAGGAAUUUAUCACGAGCCAAUAAAAAUCGUUUUAUAAAGUUGUGUUUACUGUAAGUCAGUUUUUUUUUUUUUUUUUUUUUUUUAAUGUUUAAUAAUUAUUAUUGUAAUUAUUUAUUAUAACCUAGCCUAAGCAUAAAUAUGUAUUCAUUGUACAAACAUGUACAAACUAUCAAGCAACAGUAACAAAUUAAAAACGACGCACAAGGAGAAAGCAGACUUAUUUCAACAGCAUACGACUAAGGUAAUUUUAGAACAGUAUUUUGUAUUAAAAUUAUCAUACGAUCAUGGAGGUAUUAUACCUCCAUGAUACGAUUGAUUGAGCAGUUUAGACCAAUAAA
Messenger RNA from Anneissia japonica, 1497 nucleotides. RefSeq names its product isatin hydrolase-like. Gene Ontology annotation, molecular function: arylformamidase activity. Lineage: Eukaryota; Metazoa; Echinodermata; Crinoidea; Comatulida; Comatulidae. The coding region runs from base 173 to 1066 and encodes 297 amino acids. The record is from RefSeq and is a predicted model, not a curated record. The transcript is spliced from 3 exons.